This is a messenger RNA of Peniophora sp. CBMAI 1063, 939 nucleotides long. The record is from the annotation of a GenBank genome assembly. Lineage: Eukaryota; Fungi; Basidiomycota; Agaricomycetes; Russulales; Peniophoraceae.
AUGGGCUACACUCUCUGUGUAUUAGGCUGCGGUACGAUGGGCGUCGCCAUUACAUCCGGCGUCCUCGCCAGUUUACAGCCCCAUCACCCACUCGGCCACAUCGACGGGCCGCAAAAGUGGGAGCUCCAUACGCCUGGCACGCGCACGCCGACGACGGGCGCGGAGGUCGACCCAUCACUGCCGUCGCGCUUCAUUGCGUGUGUAAAGCGCGAAGAUACGGCGAAGAGGCUGCGUGGGACCUUUGGUAGCGUUGCCGGCGGAAGUCAGGUCGAGGUGUUGGCGGAUAAGAACGUCGACGCGGUCAAGCAGGCGGAUGUGAUCUUGCUUUGCUGCAAGCCUCAACUUGCGUCUGUGAUCCUCAGUGAACCCGGUAUCAGGGAUGCGCUCGACGGAAAGCUGUUGAUCAGCAUUCUGGCCGGUGUCACCCUCGCUCAGCUCACCGCUUGGGCGCCCUCAACGACAAGAGUCAUCCGUGCCAUGCCCAACACCCCCUGCAAAAUCCGCGAAGGCAUGACUGUCGUCUCGACCUUGCCGCCCUCAGAGACGCAAGAACUCGAUCGUUCUAUCAUCUUACAGAUCUUCUCGACUAUCGGGCGCUGCCGCUUCCUUGACGAGAAGCACUUUGACGCGUGCACUGCGCUCUCUGGUUCUGGGCCCGCUUUCGCUUGCAUCUUCCUGGAAGCUAUGGCCGAUGGCGGAGUAAUGAUGGGCCUUCCGCGCGCGGAAGCUUUGGAGUUGGCUGCACAGACUUUGCAAGGCGCCGCACGUAUGUCGCUGCAGACAAGCGCACAUCCUGCCCAGAUCAAAGACGCGGUCACAACUCCGGGUGGAUGUACGAUCGCGGGACUGCUCGCCCUCGAAGACGGGAGAGUGCGAUCUACCAUCGCGCGUGCGAUCCAGGUGGCGACGGAGAGAGCAAGCGAGCUGGGAAAGCAGUAG